GUGAAGAACCCUACAAAUGGGAACGAGAGAAGUUUACGAGCAGAAAUUGAGGAGUGGGAAUCUCCAUCACGACCCAACAAUCAACCCUGGCCUUGGAUCUCCACGAUGUCCUCGUUGUCUAUCUCUCAUAAACCCUAAUUCUAAAAGCGGUGAAUGGACGAUUACUUCCGUUUUGCACGACGCCACUGCUGUGGCUGGCGCAGGUAUAGGUGGAAUGCUUAGUGCAGUGUAUGGUAUCAAUACAGGAAUCCCAUAUAUUCAGAAUCGUGUGAGGGGACCCAAGUGGCUUCCUUUUAUAAUUGGGAUGCCUCCGUUGCUAAUGUUCUCAGCUACAUGUGCUGCAUUUGGAGGUUAUGCACUUCCAAAGUUUGCUCAGCUCACGGUGACAUCAUAUUAUGCCGCCUCAAGUGCCUCACAUUAUGGAAUCUCUCUACUCACCAGACACAUUGAAGAGGUCCACACUGCCCAAUCUCAUCGUGAGAAACUCAGAUGAUCACUUGAAGCAGUUGACAAAAUUUGAAAGGAUGUUACAAAGCUUAAAACCUUGGUUGAAAGGGCAGGUGAAGACGCUUUAUGGAGGUUGUAAUUAAGAGGGUUAUACAGACAGACGGCAAGCUUUACUUGCACAUCAGUAGCUGCAUCACUGUCAUGUACCUGUAAUCUUAUGUGCAUUGGCACUACACCACACUGUCCCGCCUUGAAUUCUUGUGUUGUUACCUUCGUAGACAGACUCCACCUCGAGCUGCAGACUAAUUACUUUGAAAGUAUAGUACACAGCAGGCUUGGCAGCCGCAGCAGCAGUGAAUCAGGUUGGGAUUCAUUGAGCUUUGACUAGCUUUAGGUUUGGCUUUGUUAAAUCCGCAUUUUCGGACUCAUUUUAAGUCAAAUCUGGGCAAGCUGAGAUCGGGAUCUCUCUCUCUCUCUCUCUCUUUUCGUGCUCAAGCCUAGUUAAACCCUAAACCUACCGCACCUGUUUGACUCCCAACUCCAAUGGCUAUGUGAAUAGCUGGGGAAUUCUAUCAUUAGAUUUUAAAACGCAAAAGGUGGGGCCAGAGAGGAUGCAGUUUGGCAUUCGUUUUUCUGCUUCUCAUAUUAAGUGCAAAGAGAAGUACAUCAAUGCAAUGGCAAUGUGGAGGUGUGGCACAGUGAAUGUUCAUCAGAAAUUAUUGUUUCUUCAAAA
This is a messenger RNA of Vitis riparia (riverbank grape), 1180 nucleotides long. RefSeq lists its product as uncharacterized. The coding region runs from base 17 to 493 and encodes 158 amino acids. NCBI's taxonomy places the organism in Eukaryota, Viridiplantae, Streptophyta, Magnoliopsida, Vitales, Vitaceae. The record is from RefSeq and is a predicted model, not a curated record. The transcript is spliced from 7 exons.